AUGGUGCUCGUCGAGAGUUUUACAUACACAAGAUGUGACUUUGAGGAGAGUUUCUGUGACCUGAUCCAAAGCUCAGAGACGUCCUCAAAGUGGAUCAGAACAACUGAAGCUGCAGGACUCAAACACGACCACAAAAACAAAACAUCAGCACAUUUUCUGUCGCUUUCACCCGUUGGAGGAAACAGAACCAGAGCAGAUCUGAGCAGUCCUGUUUUCCUACCAAGUCACACCUGCCAGCUGAGUUUCUACUAUUAUGUCAGGGGAACGCGUGGAGAUCUUCAGGUCCUGGUUCAGACUCAUCCAGCAGAUCAGAGUACAGAGGUGUGGAAACAGUCCACACAGCUGCAGAAGGAAACAUGGCUGCGGACGGUCAUUCAGUUUUCCAGCAAUCACAGUUUUCAGGUGGUAAUUCGAGGGGAACUUUCAGCUGACAGCGAAGCCUUCGAGGUCCUGGCCGUCGAUGACUUAUCCUUCAGUCCUGGCUGCGUGGUUCUGUCUGAGAGCAGUGUUCCUCCUCCUCCUGCCUGCCCUCCUUUGUGGUUUGACUGUGGCGGUGGGGAGUGUAUUGAAGAGAACAAAGUGUGUGAUUUCAGCCCAGACUGUCUCCAUGGAGAGGACGAAGCCAGCUGCCCCUCUGAGUGUGACUUUGAAGGUGGAUCUUGUGGCUGGUAUGAGCUCACCCCUGGCGAUGGCUUCGACUGGUUCAAGGGCACGUCUAUGGAGGUUUCUCCAGACUACUACGGUCACCCGCCACCCCUGGACCACUCCACUAACAGCGGUGAAGGUCAUUUCAUGUUUAUACUGAAGAACAGCAGCAGUCUGUAUCCACGAGCGGUUCUCCGAAGUCCCUGGUUCCAGCAGUCGGCCUCCGGCUGCACCAUGACCUUCUGGCAUUAUAACUCGGGUAUAUCUGUGGGGGCUGCUGACAUGUGCCUUCGAAUCAAUGGAGUUCAAAACAACACUGUCUUAUGGAGAACACUUUAUGACCAAGGAACCCACUGGAACCAGGUCACCGUACAGCUGGGACGUAUCACCCAACCGUUUCAGAUUGCUGUGGCUAAAAUCAGCCUCGGCAUAUUUGAUGGCAUCUCCGCUUUGGAUGACAUCACCUUCAAGAACUGUUCGAUGCCUCCAGCGGUGGCAGAGUGUCCUCAUCACACACAUUUCCAUUGUGUGCACACUAAAGCAUGUGUAGAGCAUCUGCAGCUCUGUGAUCUUGUGGAUGAUUGUGGGGAUGGAUCAGAUGAGGAGGAAUGUUCUCCAGAGCUGCAGUGUAACUUUGAAUAUGGACUGUGCAGCUGGACACAAGAUCAGAGUGGAUUAGAUAUGUUUGACUGGACCCGCAUCCAAGGCCCGACUCCAACCUUCAAUACAGGCCCUUGGAAGGACCACACACGGGGCACCACUUAUGGCCACUACCUCUACAUCGAGUCCUCUGUGCCCCAGGAGUUUAGAGACACAGCUGUGUUGCUGAGCCGAGUCUUCCAACCCACCCACCAGCGUGGGAAGGACCUGUCCAAGUCCCGACACCACUGCGUUUUCCGCUUCCAUUACCACAUGUUCGGGUCACAUGUGUUCUGUUUGGCAGUGUACAUGAGGACCUAUGCUACGGGCCGUGGUCAUAUGCUGUGGGUACGAUAUGGAGACCAAGGAAACCUAUGGCACCGCAAGACUCUCUACCUCAGCAGUGCUCGGCCUUUCCAGAUUUUAAUUGAAGGUACAGUUGGAGAUGAUUUUAAUGGAGACAUUGCCAUCGAUGAUCUUUCCUUCUUGAACUGUGAGCCAUAUGAAGGAGAGCUCCCCAAGCUGAAUACCACAGCCCCUGCAGUGACCACCCCAGCACCCACCGUUACACCCCAUAGCUGCCCUGAAGGACAGUUUGUGUGUGGGACACUUGAGGAGUGUGUUCCCCUGAGUCAAGUGUGUGACUUCAGACAUGAUUGCUCUGAUGGAUCAGAUGAAAUAAACUGCGUGAAGGAAAGGUGCAAUUUUGAAGACGGUGACACUUGUGGUUGGACGAUUGUCAGCUCCUCUUUGGCCCAUCCCCAUGCAUUUCGCUGGUCACCUGACCAAGGAGAGAGCAUUCAUGAUGGAGAGCAGUACCACCGGCCUAUUUAUGACCACACCCUAAACAGCCCUGCGGGUUGGUAUAUGUAUGCAGACAGCUCAAAUGGUGGCUACGGUCAAACCGCUGACCUCCAGACGCCUGUCAUCUCCUCCACUGGGCCACAGUGCACCCUGGUCUUCUGGUACCACAUGAGCGGAUUCACUGUGGGAUCUCUGCAGGUGCUGCUGAAGCACAGAAACGUCACUCAUGGGGUUUGGUCUCAGACUGGUAACCAAGGCAACAAAUGGAGACGAGGAGAAGUGUUUUUGGGCUUAUCGAACAACUUCCAGGUGGUGUUCAGGACAAAGCGGGGCAUCAGCUACAUGGGUGAUGUGGUGAUCGAUGACGUCAGCUUCCUGGAUUGCUCCCCUCCUCUUCCUCCAGACCAGCCGUGCACACCUGAGCAGUACAGCUGCGCAAAUGGACACUGCAUCCCUCAAGACAACCUGUGUGACUUCAUCAACCACUGCGAGGACGACUCGGACGAGGACCCCUACAUCUGCAAGGGCUUUAGCGGACGCUGCAGUUUUGAGUUUGACCUCUGUUCCUGGCGCCAGUGCCGACAAGAUGACUUUGAUUGGCGGAUCAAAGUUGGCGGCACUCUGACAGUUGGAAGUGGGCCAUCAAGUGACCACACUCUGAGAAACCCCUCUGGACAUUACCUCUACCUGGAGAGCUCUUUCCCGCAGGCAGUCGGCGACACUGCCCGCAUCGAAGGACCCUUACUGAGCAGCAGGAGUUCACAGUGCAAGAUGCGUUUCUACUUCCACAUGUCUGGAGACGGCAUCGGGACCCUUAGCGUGUUCAGCAAAACCGAAGGACGUCUUCGUCUCCUGCUGAACCUGACGGGAGAUCAGGGCAGCUACUGGCAGAUGAGAGAGAUCCCGCUGAGCAGCUCCAGAGACUUCCAGGUCGAGUUCGAGGGCAAGGUGGGCCGAAAUCCGAAGCGUGACAUCUGCCUGGAUGACAUCAUCUUCUCUCCAGGGUGCCUUCUGGCUUCCUCUGAUGCAUUAACGGACAACACUCCUCCGCCUCCUGCAGGGUCUUGUCCUUCAGACCUCCUGCCUUGUGAGAGUGGCAGGUGUUUCGCUCCAGGGCAGAUUUGUGACUUCACAGAUGACUGUGGUGAUGGCACCGAUGAAAAGGAUUGUGGGACUUCCUGCUCCUUUGAGGACGGUCGCUGUGGCUGGAAGAGCUCGCUGGCUGAUAUUUUUGACUGGACGCUGGGGACUGGAUCUGUCCAGAGCAUACGACCUCCAUAUGAUCACACGCUGAUGGAUGAAAACGGUCAUUUUCUCUAUCUGGAAGCUACACCGGUGGGACUGAAAGGCGAUAAAGCUCAUAUUAGGAGCUCUGUUUGGAAAGAGUCGAGUGCCAUCUGCAAGCUCUCCUUCUGGUACUACAUUUCCCACAAGGCCUCAGGAACCAUCCGACUGCUGAUCAAGACGGAGGACAACUUGGUGGAGGUGUGGAAUAAAACGGAGCAUCAGGGGAAUCAGUGGAACCAAGCAAAGGUCCCCCUGAGGAAGCUCAGGAACUUUGAGGUGAUAUUUGAGGGGAUUCGCUCGAUGGACGUGAGUGGAGGAGCUGCCCUGGAUGACCUGGAGUUCAUAGACUGUGCUCCAAGUGCUGUGGAUGCAGUUAGUUGUCCCGCAGUCUCAGACUUUGUGUGUCACAGUGGCCACUGCAUUGAAUACCACCUGGUGUGCGACAACAAGGCAGACUGUGAUGAUGAAUCAGAUGAGAUGGACUGCGACCACAUAACUGGCUCACCAGGUGCCUGUAAUUUCAACAUGGAGGAAGGCCAGUGGGAAGAGAGCUGCCAGCUUUCUCAAGACGCUGACGAUGACUUUGAUUGGAGGAUCGGUCACAAGACCGAGACACCAGGAGCUGGACCUCAAACCGACCACAGCCCAGGCGGUGGAGGGAACUUCUUGUACAUUCACUCUGCCACUCAGAGGGAGGGCGACGUUGCCAUGGUGACCACCAGGAGUCCAUUUCCUGCCAGUAUCGGCCGGUGUCACCUGCGCUUCUGGUUCUUCAUGCACGGCUCUGACAGGAUGGGAACACUGAAGGUCUACACCGUUGGAUCCAGCGGUACCCGUCUGCAGAUGUGGGCAGCCACUGGAAACCAUGGCAACCAGUGGACAUAUGCCAAUGUCAUCCUGUCCAACCCGACACCUUUCAAAGUGACAUUCCAGGCAGAGGUGGGAGGAGACAUGUGGACUGACAUCGCCCUGGAUGACAUCUCCUUCACCACAGAUUGCAUGUUUGGAGGACCAGUUACUCCACAGCCUCUGACCUGUGGUGCGGACCAGUUCCAGUGCUUGCACUCUUUUCAUUGCAUCCCCCAGAGCUGGAGGUGUGACGGGGAACUGGACUGUCCUGAUCGGUCUGAUGAAGAGCACUGCCCGGCCUUGGUACCCGGAACUCUUCCUCCUCAGGACGCCUGUCCGACUGGAUAUUUUCAGUGUUCAGACCUCCGCUGCCUCCCUUCCAUCCUGCGCUGCGACAGAGUCCUUGACUGCCCAGAUGGAGAGGAUGAGUACAGCUGCCCUCUGAUGCAGUGUGAGCUGGGAGAACUGGUGUGUGAAAACUCGCCUGCUUGUAUCCCACUUCAGAAGCGUUGUGAUCACUCUGCCGACUGCCUGCCUUUCCACCCAGAUGAGUCCGGCUGCGAUGAUUGUCCUCCAAUGUACUGCCUGAAUCAGGGCACAUGUGUGGCAGAGAAAAACGGUCCUGUUUGCAUGUGUAAUCCAGGAUGGACAGGAAACCGUUGCCAUGUGAGGAAGAAACCUCCCCUCUCCACUUCAUCACCCACACCAGAGGACACAGAGCUGGAUGCUGUGUAUGCUGGCAUCGGUAUCGGCUUGCUGCUGCUCGUACUCGUACUCGCUGUGUGUUUUCUGGCUUUAUUCAAGAACAAAUGCCGCCAAACAAAACCUCGUGUGAUGGUGAUGGAUAACCUACACUCUGACUGGAGAGCACAGGGCCCGUCCCUGGAUGAAAGGUUAUGCCGUUGUCCUGGCGUUAACCCCAGCAGGAGUGAUGGUCGUGGUCUUCCCAUUAGUGUCUACCCAUGGAGGCGGGAGGUGGAGCAUGGUUCGAACUGGAAAGAUGCCAAGCUGUCCUUCUCCAACCCUUUGUACAAAUACCCCCCUGAUGGUAAUGGUGCUGACUGCAACAGCUCUGAAGCAUAAAAACAAUGGAUUUUAUCAAAGAUUUUGGCAUUUUGCCUUUGUUUAGAUAGCGUAGUAUAGAUAGACAGUACAUGAAGGGAACGAGAGCAGGGGAAUGAUAAGUUGACAGUGGUCUGGCUGGCCAGGAAUCGUACUUUGUGUGUUGAGCCUGCAGUCAAUCAGGUUUAAAUGAUGUCUCGACCUGCUGCUGAGGUCCCAGUCUGAGUGGAAAAUAUAAAGAGUGAAGUUCAGAUAUUUUGCAAGAAGCUUUUCAAAGGCAGUUCUGAGCGGUAGCUACAUUUUUUAAUUGGCUUGGUGUGGUAUUCCCCACUCGACCUGCAGAAGAACCGAUGAUCAUUGAAUCCGAAUUUUAUGUAUAAAUACCAAUAAAUUAAGUAAUAAAGCACUCAAAAGUUCUGUGUGCAACUUCUCAGAUCCACAGGAUGUCACAAAAGUCAUCAUUAAAAUGAACAUCGGUCAAACGUUC
This is a messenger RNA of Acanthochromis polyacanthus (spiny chromis), 5773 nucleotides long. RefSeq names its product MAM and LDL receptor class A domain containing 1 (gene malrd1). The transcript is spliced from 33 exons. Gene Ontology annotation, cellular component: membrane. Gene Ontology annotation, molecular function: protein binding. Lineage: Eukaryota; Metazoa; Chordata; Actinopteri; Pomacentridae. The coding region runs from base 1 to 5307 and encodes 1768 amino acids. The record is from RefSeq and is a predicted model, not a curated record.